AUAAUAUUCGACAGCUUUACAGUUGGCCGCUUUGAUGAAGGCAUGGUCGAUACAGAUAUAGAUGGUUAUGAAACAAAUUUAAGUCCAACAGGAGAACUACCAGGCUGUCCUGAAGGAUUUAUGCAAAGCAGUUAUGGGUUAACCACUACCACACAUGAACUGAAUCCUGUGGGUAAUUCUUGUCAGUAA
Molecule: messenger RNA, 189 nt
Organism: Teleopsis dalmanni
Lineage: Eukaryota; Metazoa; Arthropoda; Insecta; Diptera; Diopsidae
Product: prolow-density lipoprotein receptor-related protein 1-like
Cellular component (GO): plasma membrane
Molecular function (GO): protein binding
Source: RefSeq, a predicted model, not a curated record